This is a messenger RNA of Aphanomyces astaci, 885 nucleotides long. RefSeq lists its product as hypothetical. The transcript is spliced from 2 exons. Gene Ontology annotation, molecular function: hydrolase activity, acting on ester bonds. The record is from RefSeq and is a predicted model, not a curated record. Lineage: Eukaryota; Oomycota; Saprolegniomycetes; Saprolegniales; Verrucalvaceae. The coding region runs from base 1 to 843 and encodes 280 amino acids.
AUGACGGGGCGGUUUGUUGAUGCGCACUGCCAUUUGCAGGACCCGCGGCUGCGGACGUCUCUUCCAGAGGUCUUGCGCCGCGCGUCCGAGCAUGGCUUGACCCACAUAUGCACGUGUUCAUGCAAUGAAGAUGAAUGGAACAACUUCCCAUCCCUCGUCCAGGACAUAGCGUCGCCGACACCUAAGAUCGUCCCGGCAUUUGGGUUGCAUCCGUGGUACGCCGGCGAUGCAUCGCCAUCGUAUUUGGACUCCCUCCGAACCACACUCCAACGAUACCCCUCUGCACUGGUGGGCGAAAUCGGGUUAUGCAAGUCACGGCGCGGCAAACAAGUCCCACUCCAUGUCCAAGAGCAGCGAUGCCGCGAACAACUAGAACUAUCCGAACAACUCGGACGUCCUGUGGUCCUUCAUUGCGUGGCAGCGCACGGGAAGCUCUUCGACCUGCUGGCCGCCGCCCCAUCGUUGCCGCAUGCCAUUUUACAUGCCUACUCCGGGUCUGCGGACAUGGUCAAAGCAUUCACGAAGCUGCCUUUCCCCGUUUACGUGUCCUUCACAGCCAGACAAUGUGUAGACAUGGUGCAGUCUGAUAAACUCCGCUCCACAUUUGCCGCCGUGCCAUCGAGUCGGCUGCUUCUCGAGACCGACGCCCCAGACCAACGGCCAUCGGUGCUUGGCUCAUCCGCCAUGGCUGUGUUGCUGGAUCUUGAACUGAACGACCCCGUGGCCGUGAAAAUGGCCGUGGAAGUCGUGGCGGAAUCCACCGGGAAGUCCGCCGAUGUGGUUGCAGCUCAAGUGUAUGCCAACGCUAUCGACGCAUUUUGGGUUGAGAAUACCGGUAUAUAACAAUAUUAACCGAAAUAUAGGAUAAUAUUUAUUCAGUUACCA